Zophobas morio is the source of this 961-nucleotide messenger RNA. RefSeq lists its product as uncharacterized. The annotation marks the transcript as partial. NCBI's taxonomy places the organism in Eukaryota, Metazoa, Arthropoda, Insecta, Coleoptera, Tenebrionidae. The transcript is spliced from 6 exons. The record is from RefSeq and is a predicted model, not a curated record.
CGACAUCGCUCCUAUCUUCACCCAAAAUGCCAAAUACUCUGGCUACUUCACGCUAGAUGUAUCAGUUACAGACGAAGCUCCCGAAAACAACCAAGACACAGCCCAAGUCAACAUCUACCUAGCUACCUAGUCACGGAUAGCAACCUCGUCAAAUUUACCUUUGAAAACGACCUCGACACCGUCUCCAACUUGAGAGAAAACGCCACCGCAGUCUUGGACGAAAUCUUCAAAAACGAGAGCUACGUCAGCAAAGUGCUGAGCCCCACACAAGGAGAUCCCGUCAACGACAACCCUCGUACAAACGCUCCAAUUUACUUCGUCAAGACCACCGACAACUCCCCAGUAGAAUCAAGCAACAUCUACCAGAAAGUCACGGACACCAACUUCUUCAGACAACUCCAGAGAGCGUUUUUGGCGAUCGGUUUGAGCCUGCAGAGUUUUGACUCGGAAGCUGAUACUACGAACAACAUGGAGGAGACGCUGAAAGCGUGGCUUAUCGGAGUAGGGGUAGUUUUGGGGUCGCUAUGUCUGAUUCUUCUGAUUGCGUUCAUCUUGAAAACUCGGACUUUGAACCAGAGGAUUGAUAAGUUGUCCAACACCAAGUUCGGCUCGCAGGAGUCCGGGUUGAACAGGACCGGAGUUACGGCUCCUACUACCAAUAAACACGCAGUGGAGGGCUCGAAUCCGGUGUAUAACAACGAAAUUGACACCAAGGAUAUCGAUCGGAGGAGUGUCACCAGUGGUGAUUCGGACUUGAUAGGAGUUGAGGAUGACGAGAAAUUUAAUGUUGGGGAUGGCGACAGAUAUAAUAUCGAGGAUGACGAUAAAUUUAAUUUCGACGGAGACGGGUCGAUGCACAGAGAAAAUGUUAUAGAGUAGAUUUAUCCCUAAUUUUGUAUUAUUUAUUUAAGAUAUGUAAAUAUCGUAUUGUAUUAUAGUAUAAAUACAUUUUUUUAUUAAA